GGGCUGACGCGGGCUCGGGACUUGUGCGGAGCGCCGCGAGCGCGGCGGAGGCAGAGGAGCGCUGACUGCCACCUCCAGCCCGUGCGGGAGGGACAGCACGCGCUGCGCAACGGGGACCGUUCUCCUUGGCCGCGGCUCAGGGCUCGCGGCGACCACCGCCGUUGAAGCUGCGGGAGGGCAGCCGUGAGUCUCCCGGGACAGCCAGCCCCGGCGGCUGCUCCUCCCGGAUGCCAGGGCCAGGGCGCCGGGCGGCCGCCAGCAGGAGAAUGAAGAGCUCGGUGGGAGGAAGGAGAGAAAAGCUCCUGGGGGCGCCGAAAGCUCAGCACAGCCGCGAUUUCACCUGUGUACACGAUGGCGAGAGUGAGGCUGAAUUAAUACCUGAUGACUUUGAAGAAAAACCAGAAAGAGAAAAGAAACAUACCAACUUUACUUUGUGCAACGUAUGUAACAUUCAGCUGAAUUCGGCCGCUCAAGCACAAAUCCACUAUAAUGGCAAAUCACAUCAAAAGAGAUUAAAACAACUCAGCAACGGGAUGCUGAAAAAUGACAAUGGUGGUACAUGCCAGAGUCCUGCUCUCCCGGCCCUUGUCCGUCCACCAGCCCCUCCUCUGCAACCAUCGCUGGAUAUUAAACCAUUUCUUCCUUUUCCUCUUGACACUGCAGCUGCAGUCAACCUGUUCCCCAAUUUCAAUGCGAUGGACCCGAUUCAGAAAGCUGUAAUAAACCAUACAUUCGGGGUUCCUCUUCCCCAUCGAAGAAAGCAAAUCAUAUCAUGCAACAUUUGCCAGUUGAGAUUUAAUUCUGAUAGCCAGGCUGCGGCCCACUACAAAGGCACGAAACAUGCCAAGAAGCUCAAAGCACUGGAAGCCAUGAAAAAUAAGCAGAAAUCUGUAACUGCCAAGGACAGCGCAAAGACUACCUUCACCUCCAUCACUACCAAUACCAUCAAUACCAGCUCUGACAAAACAGAUGGUACUGCAGGGACACCAGCAAUAUCAACGACGACAACUGUGGAAAUCCGCAAAAGCAGUGUUAUGACAACUGAGAUCACCUCUAAAGUGGAAAAAAGCCCAACGACAGCCACUGGCAAUAGCUCAUGUCCUUCUACUGAGACCGAGGAAGAAAAGGCAAAACGGCUUCUUUACUGUUCGCUAUGCAAGGUUGCUGUCAACUCCGCCUCGCAGCUGGAGGCGCACAACAGUGGUACUAAGCACAAAACCAUGCUGGAAGCCCGGAAUGGAAGUGGCACUAUCAAAGCCUUUCCUAGGGCAGGAGUGAAAGGCAAAGGACCUGUUAAUAAAGGAAAUACAGGCCUCCAAAAUAAAACAUUUCACUGUGAAAUCUGUGAUGUGCACGUCAACUCGGAAACACAACUUAAACAGCACAUUAGCAGUAGAAGGCACAAAGACAGAGCUGCUGGGAAGCCCCCGAAACCUAAAUACAGUCCUUACAACAAACUACAGAAGACAGCACAUCCACUGGGGGUAAAAUUAGUAUUUUCAAAAGAACCUUCAAAGCCAUUGGCGCCACGAAUUCUACCAAAUCCUCUAGCAGCUGCAGCAGCUGCAGCAGCAGUGGCUGUGAGUUCCCCCUUCAGUCUUCGAACUGCUCCAGCAGCAACACUGUUCCAGACUUCUGCUCUUCCUCCAGCACUCCUGCGGCCAGCUCCUGGACCCAUUCGGACCGCCCACACUCCUGUGCUGUUUGCUCCUUACUAAAUUCCAAAUAGGAGUAAUUGUACUGCAAUAAUUUUUCAAAAAACAAAAAACAAAACAAACAAA
Messenger RNA from Mandrillus leucophaeus (drill), 1781 nucleotides. It is a transcript of the gene ZNF385D, whose product is annotated as zinc finger protein 385D. The record is from RefSeq and is a predicted model, not a curated record. Gene Ontology annotation, cellular component: nucleus. Bases 228 to 1718 code for a protein of 496 amino acids. The transcript is spliced from 9 exons. Gene Ontology annotation, molecular function: zinc ion binding; nucleic acid binding. Lineage: Eukaryota; Metazoa; Chordata; Mammalia; Primates; Cercopithecidae.